Molecule: messenger RNA, 1438 nt
Organism: Musca vetustissima
Lineage: Eukaryota; Metazoa; Arthropoda; Insecta; Diptera; Muscidae
Gene: RhoGAP68F
Product: rho GTPase-activating protein 68F
Exons: 7
Coding region: 9-1430 (473 amino acids)
Biological process (GO): small GTPase-mediated signal transduction; negative regulation of endocytic recycling
Cellular component (GO): cytoplasm
Molecular function (GO): GTPase activator activity
Source: RefSeq, a predicted model, not a curated record
UCAAUACAAUGGAUAAUCAAAGUGUUCCUCGAUUACCAGGACCAGCCAUAAAUCCCAUAGUAGAAAAUUCAGAUGAGCCACAGCCAAGUCUAUCGGAUUUACAUGACUUUGAACCGAAAUUAGAAUUUGAUGAUUCUGAAUUGUUGGCAGUACCAUUUACACAUACAACACAUGAUGUGAUGGACGAAGAUUUCGUUAUUGCUGAAGAUCCCAAUGAUGAACCAACAGAAAUUGUUAAUCCAUUGGAAGAUGACUUUGAAGAUCAACUGAGGGAAGAAAAUGAAAAUUUCAGCAUUUCACCAAAACGCAAAAACUGUGAUUUCUUGGGUACCGAUAAACAAGGACGUCACAUAUUCGGUAUAUAUGCCUCUAGAUUCCCGGAAAAAUCACAAAUGGAAAGUUUUAUACGGGACAUUAUUAAAGAAAUUGAACCCUAUGUUGAGAAUGACUAUAUACUGGUAUAUUUCCAUCAAGGUCUAAAAGAAGAUAACAAACCAUCCGCCCAAUUUCUUUGGAAUUCAUAUAAAGAACUGGAUCGCAACUUUCGCAAGAAUUUGAAAAAUCUCUACGUUGUCCAUCCCACCUGGUUUAUACGUGUUAUCUGGAAUUUCUUUAGCCCGUUUAUUAGUGAGAAAUUUCGCAAAAAGCUUGUCUAUAUUUCCAAUUUGGAUGAACUGCGUCAGGCCUUGGGAUUGUCGAAAUUAAAAUUACCCGAUAAUAUAUAUAAUUUUGAUGAUAGUCUAAAUCAUUCACGUCGUCAUCAUGCUCCAACCAUCGACGAUCGUGUAACGCACAAACAAAUGGCUAAAACGGCACAAUUCGGGGUAACGUUGAAAUUCAUCGUUACCAAUAGUCCAUGCUUGAAUUCAAUACCGCCCAUUGUACGUAAAUGUGUCGAUUCGUUGUCGAUAACCGGUAUGAUUGACACCGAGGGUAUAUUCCGUCGUUCGGGAAACCAUUCGGAGAUUAUUGCUUUAAAGGAGCGUGUCAAUCGCGGUGAAGAUGUCGACUUAAAGGAUGUAAAUGUUCAUGUUAUAGCUGGCCUAUUGAAAAGCUUCCUCAGAGAUUUGGCUGAACCAUUAUUGACAUUUGAAUUAUACGAUGAAAUAACUAGCUUUCUUGAAUGGCCCAAAGAGGACAGAUCGCGCAAUGUAACAAUGUUGAUACGCGAAAGACUGCCUGAAGAAAACUAUGAAUUAUUUAAAUACUUAGUGGAGUUUUUAGUGAGAGUUAUGGAAUGUGAAGAUCUUAAUAAGAUGACCUCUUCGAAUUUAGCCAUUGUCUUUGGUCCCAACUUCCUGUGGUCGGAUAAAAAGACAACAUCCCUAGACGAAAUUGCGCCCAUUAAUGCAUUCGUUGAUUUUGUAUUGCAAAAUCAAAAGGACAUCUAUUUAGUUGACAUCAACCAAGGUCCGACGCCAAUUGGCUGAGAAACACA